AUGAUGCAGCACUGUGAUGAAUGCAGCUGUGCCACAGGCAACAGUGCCAUUGUGGUCACUGCAUACUAUUACACUGACCUUCCUCUCCCCAUCUCACAGUGUUUUCUUAGGAGUGAAACACAGCAGAGCAUCAAGAAUGUAUCUCUUUCUCAGGAUGUUGCUGAGAAGUGCAAGACUCUGGGCAUCACCUGCCUGCACAUCAAGAUACGUGCCACGGGCGGCAACAAGACCAAGACGCCAGGACCCGGUGGCCAGUCUGCCCUGCGAGCUCUGGCCCGUGCCGGCAUGAAGAUUGGACGUAUUGAGGAUGUGACGCCAGUGCCCUCAGACAGCACACGCAGGAAGGGUGGCCGCAGGGGCAGGCGCCUGUAAUUGUCUGGCUCUAAUUAUAGUGAUCCGUUAA
Scylla paramamosain (green mud crab) is the source of this 403-nucleotide messenger RNA. RefSeq lists its product as uncharacterized. The coding region runs from base 1 to 372 and encodes 123 amino acids. Gene Ontology annotation, molecular function: structural constituent of ribosome. Gene Ontology annotation, biological process: translation; ribosomal small subunit assembly. Lineage: Eukaryota; Metazoa; Arthropoda; Malacostraca; Decapoda; Portunidae. The record is from RefSeq and is a predicted model, not a curated record. Gene Ontology annotation, cellular component: ribosome; cytosolic small ribosomal subunit. The transcript is spliced from 4 exons.